UUCAAUAAUAAAGGAAUAAAAUUUUGUUUUGAGAAUGAUUUUCAUAACAAUUUUUUUAAUUAUUUUAAUAAUUAUUUUAAAAAAAUUAAAUAAAAAUUAUAAUUUACUAGCCGGUUGUAGACGUAUUAAAAAUGUUGAUGGUACUCCACUGUAUGGUGUUAUUCCAUCUUUAACAAUAUUCGGAAAUAAUUUUGAUCUAAUUAGUUUAGAUGAAGAAAAACUAUUUAAAAUGGCACGUAAUGAUGCUAAAAAUGCUAAGAGAAGUUAUUUUAAAUUUCUGGUUGGAAAUCCAUUUUACGAAAUCAUUACUCCUGAAGAGUCCGAAUUAAUUCUGAAUAACACUGUGGUCAUUACUAAAGGUCUUCUAUAUAAUUUUUUGCACCCACAUCUCGGAACUGGUCUUUUGACAAGCACACAUCAAAAAUGGCAUACUAGAAGAAAAUUAUUAACGCCAUCAUUUCAUUUUAAUAUUCUUCAAAAAUUUUUAGAAACAUUUAAGGAUGAGAGUUUCAAAUUUAUAGCCAAUAUUAAGGAUGAGUCCAGUGAUAUUGUCAAUUUAUCCGACGUGAUUCCAAAAUUUACUUUGAAUACUGUUUGCGAAACUGCACUUGGUGUUAAUUUAGACGAUAUUGGCAAAAGUAAAGAAUACCGCGAAAAUAUUUCAGCUUCCGAACAAUUAUUUAUAAAACGCGUUUUCAAUCCAGUUAAACAUUUUGAUUGUUUAUAUAAAAUGUUUGAAGAACAUGAACCAUUCCAGCGCAUUGUAAAUGAAUUACAUAAUUUUUCUAGCACAAUUAUUAAAUUGAGAAGAAAUAUUUUCCAAAAUAAAGAUGUGACUCAAGAUUCCUUAAAACCAUCUUCAAAUUCUGAUGAUGAUAUAUAUUUUUUUAAAAAAGAAAGACGAGCAAUGUUAGAUACUCUCCUAGAAGCUGAAGAGAAGAACUUAAUUGAUCAUCAAGGCAUUUGUGAGGAAGUUGAUACAUUUAUGUUUGAGGGUUUUGAUACAACAUCAGCUGGAUUAAUGUUUGCUAUUUUAUGUUUAGGUACUUAUCAAGAAAUACAACAAAAAUGUUAUGAAGAAAUUUUACAAUUACCAGAUGAUUUUUCUAAAUUGACCAUCACUGAUUUGAAUAAUCUUCAAUAUUUAGAUUGUGUUAUAAAAGAAAGUUUAAGAUUAUAUCCUCCAGUACCAAUGAUUGCACGUAAAACCGAUGAAGAAAUUCAAAUUGGAAAUUAUAUUUUACCAAAGGGAUGCAAUAUUCAUAUUCAUAUUUUUGAAGUACAUAGAAAUCCACAUCAUUUUCCAAAUCCUGGAGUAUUUGAUCCUGAUCGUUUUCUACCAGAAAAUUCAAUAAAACGUCAUCCAUAUGCUUAUAUACCAUUUAGUGCUGGAAUUAGAAAUUGUAUUGGACAAAAAUUUGCUCUUUUAGAAAUCAAAGUAUUAAUCGCCAGUUUAUUAAAGAAUUACAAAAUUUAUCCAAAAACUAGAAUUGAAGAUAUUGUAUUUCAAGCUGGAUUGAUUCUUAGAAGUAAAUAUCCUCUCAAAGUUCGUCUCGAGCCCAGGCUUUUGAGAAUGAUUUUCAUAACAAUUUUUUUAAUUAUUUUAAUAAUUAUUUUAAAAAAAUUAAAUAAAAAUUAUAAUUUAUUAGCCGGUUGUAGACGUAUUAAAAAUGUUGAUGGUACUCCACUGUAUGGCGUUUUUCCAUCUUCAACAAUAUUUGGAAAUAAUUUUGAUAUCAUCAGUUUGGAUGAAGAAAAACUAUUUAAAAUGACACGUAACGAUGCUAAAAAUGCUAAGAGAAGUUAUUUUAAAUAUGUUGUUGCAACUCCAGUAUAUGAGAUCAUUACACCUGAAGAUGUUGAAUUAGUUUUAAAUAACACUGCGGUCAUUACUAAAGGUCUAGGAUAUGAAUUUUUGCAACCACAUCUUGGAACUGGUCUUCUAACAAGUACAAAUCAAAAAUGGCAUGCAAGAAGAAAAUUGUUAACACCAUCAUUUCAUUUUAAUAUUCUUCAAAAAUUUUUGGAAACAUUUAAAGAUGAAAGCUUUAAAUUUAUAAAUAACAUUAAAAAUCAACCCGAUGAUAUUGUCAAUUUAUUUGAUGUUAUACAAAAAUUUACUUUGAAUACAGUUUGUGAAACUGCACUUGGCGUUAAUUUAGAUGACAUUGGUAAAAGUGAAGAAUAUAGAAAAAAUAUUUCAGCUUCGGAAAGAUUUUUUAUGAAACGAAUUUUUAAUCCAAUUAAACAAUUUGAUGUGUUAUACAAAAUGUUUGAAGAAUAUGAGGCAUAUCAGAAGGUUGUUAAUGAAUUACACAAAUUUUCCAGUACAAUUAUUAAAUUAAGAAGAAAUAUUUUCCAAAAUAAAGAUAAAGACGAUAUACAAGAUUCUAAGAAACCUUUAUCAAACUCUGAAGAUGACAUAUAUUUUUUCAAAAAAGAAAGACGAGCAAUGUUGGACACCCUAUUAGAAGCUGAAGAAAAGAAUUUAAUUGAUCAUCAAGGAAUUUGUGAGGAAGUUGAUACAUUUAUGUUUGAGGGUUUUGAUACAACAUCAGCUGGCUUAAUGUUUACAAUUUUAUGUUUAGCUACUUAUCAAGAAAUACAAGAAAAAUGUUAUGAGGACAUUUUACAAUUACCAGAUGAUUUUUCUGAAUUAACAAUAGCAAAUUUAAAUAAUCUUCAAUAUUUGGAUUGUGUUAUAAAAGAAAGUUUAAGAUUAUAUCCUCCUGUACCAUUAAUUGCACGUAAAACUGAAGAAGAAGUAGUAAUAGGAAAUUAUAUUUUACCAAAAGGAUGCAAUAUUAAUAUUCAUAUAUUCGACAUACAUAGAGAUUCAUAUCAUUUUCCAAAUCCUGAAGUAUUCGAUCCUAAUCGUUUUCUACCAGAAAAUUCAAUAAAACGUCAUCCAUAUGCUUAUAUACCAUUUAGUGCUGGAGUUAGAAAUUGUAUUGGGCAAAAAUUUGCUCUUUUGGAAAUAAAAGUAUUAAUCGCCAGUUUAUUAAAGAAUUACAAAAUUUAUCCAAAAACUAAAUUGGAAAACAUUGUAUUUCAAACUGGAUUGAUUCUUAGAAGUAAAUAUCCGGUUGAAAUUCGACUUGAGCCCAGACAUCAUUAAAAUUUAAUUAAUAAAAUUUGAUUUAACAGAAAAUCAAUUUAAUUACAGAGUUUAAUUAAUCUUUUAUAAAUUUAUAUACUGAAUUGAGCUAAAUUAAUAAGCAGUUUUACUACGCUAUCAACAAUUAAGAAUUACUUCCAUAAAAUCA
Messenger RNA from Condylostylus longicornis, 3266 nucleotides. RefSeq lists its product as uncharacterized. The transcript has 18 exons. Bases 35 to 3118 code for a protein of 1027 amino acids. The record is from RefSeq and is a predicted model, not a curated record. Gene Ontology annotation, molecular function: heme binding; iron ion binding; oxidoreductase activity, acting on paired donors, with incorporation or reduction of molecular oxygen. Lineage: Eukaryota; Metazoa; Arthropoda; Insecta; Diptera; Dolichopodidae.